AUGUCAGGCUCACCCACCCCAAAAACCACCCUCCGCCCCUCCAAAUUCAUCGAAGGACCUCCCCUCACCUCCACAACCCCCAACCUCGCACAAACAAACGAACAACUACACAGCAUCCUCCUCGAAAUGGAUUCCUAUGAGUCCUCUCGCAAAUCACAACGCCAAACCAAAUCGCGUUCUUCCUCUAGUAGUUCCUCCAACUCGCAUUCCUCGCAUUCGUCCAGCUGCUCUACAUCUUCAUUUCCUUUUUUCGCGAGUUGUGCUUCCAAAAGAAUGAGUCAUGAUUAUUCAGCUUCAACUUCUCCUCCUUCUACAUCUACAUCUACAUUUAUAUCUACAGCUAUAUCUACAUCUGCGGGUUGUAGGAAAUCUGGCGUGAGAGCGAAUUUGGAUACGGGAAAUGCUUGCACGGCACUGUCGAGCUUGGAUUCUUCACCGGGGAGAAGUAGGGGUAGUACGAUUGAGAGCAUGAAUGCGCCAGGGUUGGUGGAUGAGGGAUCAAUUCGAGAUGUGCAGAUAUUGGGGUUGAAGAUUAAAGGGAGAUUGCGGGCUUGGAGUCGGGGGAAGGAUGAUAUGGGUAGAGCAUAUGCAGGCACUUGA
Messenger RNA from Sclerotinia borealis F-4128, 600 nucleotides. NCBI's taxonomy places the organism in Eukaryota, Fungi, Ascomycota, Leotiomycetes, Helotiales, Sclerotiniaceae. The record is from the annotation of a GenBank genome assembly.